Molecule: messenger RNA, 2739 nt
Organism: Macadamia integrifolia
Lineage: Eukaryota; Viridiplantae; Streptophyta; Magnoliopsida; Proteales; Proteaceae
Exons: 3
Coding region: 1477-2436 (319 amino acids)
Source: RefSeq, a predicted model, not a curated record
CUGCUGAUUCUUGUUAAUUCCAUGGCCUGAAAAUAAGAAACCAUUUUUGCAGGAGAUGGUACAGAGGGUUUUUUUUUUUUUUUUUUUAAUUCCAUGGUCUGAAAAAAUGGUUUCUUGUUAAUAUUGCUAUGAAGUAGGACUACAGAUUUGUCAUCCCUUUGCUUAUUUUAGGUUUAAUAUUUUCUUAAAUGUUUAAAUUCUGUACCAUCCUUUUCAUUUUUUAGUGCAAAACUGUGCAAGAUUCUUCUCUUUUAGUUUGUAUAACAUUCAAAAGCCAAUUUACCAAAAUGUUUGCAUUGAUGUACUAUCCUCUGUCGGUCAUAAAAGUAUAUUUAAAAAUGGAGAAUUGGGAUAGAUGUCGUGGGUUUGGUAUUCAUGUUUAGAUUCUCAAAAUAUUUGAAUAACUAUCUAGGGUAAGUAUCCUAAGGCUAUGAUUGGUUUUCAGAAGGUGGAAGAUACAACAAAUAAGAAAAUAUAGGAAUAAUACAACAAAAUUGAUUUCCCCUAUAAUGUGUUUGUUUGCGAAAAAAUCUGGAAAAUAGAGAGAUUAAAUAUGAAGAUAUACUUUUUUUUUUUUUUUUAAUAAUUUGUGGGGUAGAGAGAGAACAAGCCGAAGUGGUCUUUUUAGAUCUCUCAACCUUGCUAUGGCUCCUUAAAGUGGUCAUCACAAGCUGGUAUUAAUUGUGUUCAGAACUGGUGUUUUCAUGUUAGUUACCGUAGAGAGAAUAAAGAAGGGGGUGGCAAAGCGAUGCUAUCGAGAGAGAGAGAGAGAGAGAGAGAGAGAGAUGUCUUAGAUGGAGCUUUGUUGUUGAAGGGUAGACAAAGGGGAGGAAAAUCUAGACAAUGAAGCAACAAAGCUUGUUGUGAAAAGCUCUUUUAUAGAUCCUCAUGUCUUUUUAUUAUUUUAUUUAUUUAUUUUUUGUUUAGGGGUUUCUUUUGACUGCUAAGUUCAUCCUUGGGUUAGAGUUGGUUAUUUUCAUUUAUUUUUCAUGAUUGUAUAGACACAUGCAUAAUGUAUUGGCUGUAGUAUGCAGGGUUGGUAUUCAUUUAGAAGAUACAAAAUCUGUUUGGUUGAUCGUUUGAGUUGGUUGUCACCCAGUGGCCCUUUUCAUUAGAGAAUGACAAUUAAAAUUUUGUACUUGUCCAAAAUUUCAUCACAAUAUUCAGGCCUAUAUCCAUUCCUCACAAUUAAAGCAAAACCCCAGUACAAUUGAUAUUUCCCUUCAAAAGUACCCAUUGAUGAUGGAAAUCUAACAAAAUGAAAAUGAUCCGUUUUGAACACGCACUUGAAUCGUUGCUUCUGAAAGAUCAUUUGCCUCAAGAAAGUGGAAUAACGAUGGUCUUUAUUUUCCUUUUUAGAAUUGUUUAGACUAUUUUUAAUGCAUUAUCUAAAUCAUGAUCUUACUUUAAUAAUUAUUGUAGGUUGCACCUUACGAAAGACUUGUGUGAAGCAAAGGCAUUUUACUUCUUGAAGGGAUGGCUGAUUUUGAUGAUCCAAAGGAAGGGAAGAAUGUGCACUGGUCACCAGCUAUGGACCGUUGUUUGAUUGAAACAUUACUUCAACAAGUUCAAGAGGGGAAUAGAUGCCCCAAUGGAUUUAAACCCGUUGCAUACACUGCGGUUGUGAAUGCAUUGAACCAACAGUUUUCUUCCCGUCUUAUGCGCCAACAUAUUAUCAAUCGCCUCAAAACUCUGAAGACCACGCACAGAAAAGUAAUAGAGUUAAUUGGUCGAAGUGGAAUUGGAUGGAAUGAUCAAGCCAAGAUGUUGGAUGUCAGUGAAGAGCAGUGGAAAGACUUUAUAUUGAGAAAUCCAGACAUGGACAAGAGGCUUAACAAGAAGAGAUUUGAGUUGUUUGACGAGAUGUGUGAGGUAUUUGGAUCAGAUCAUGCAACUGGAGAAUGGGCGAGAUCAAGGAGACGCUCAAGGGGUACUUCUAAGGAGAGAGUACUUGUGGAUGAUCUCAAUUCACCUCCAAACACUGACUUGUUUGGGGAGGGGGAUUAUAUGAUGGAAGACAUUCCAAGUAAUGGGAGAGGAUCACAACCUACAUUGAAUCACACAGGAAAUUCUCAAUCAAACAAUGGAGGAGCGAGUUCAACUUCAACUUCAUCUGAUCGACCAACAAAUAAGAAGAAAAGGAAGAGGGUUGGAAGCGUAUUUGUUCAAGAAAUUAGAAAUAUGGGACAAGAUGUUAGAGAGAUGGCUCAAGCGUUGAAGUGUGCUGCACUUGCAUUCCAGCAAACCGCUGCUAAUACAGUUGUGGAUCCAUCAGUUGUAUUAGCUUCUAUUCAACAGGUGGAGGGCUUAUCUGAAGAAGAAAUAGCUAUGGCAUUUGAUUAUCUCUCUGAAAACGAGAAGAAAGCUAAGGCAUUUCUUGCUCUACCUCCUAGGAUGAGAUUGGGAUAUCUAAUGCGUCAUCUAGGACAUAUGUAAAUAGAUGGACAAAUCUUUUGGGUGGGAAAUAUAACUUUUGAUAUAUGGACAGGGUUGUGGUGGAAAAUUUACUUUUUGAUGUCAAGUUGUGUUAGGACACGAUUGACUACAAGUAGUUUGUAAGUAUCUUUACUGUUUCUUUCCUUUGUUUCUCUACUUCAUCAUGUUUUGUUUGUUUUGUAAGGGGAAGAGAUUGUGUAUUUUGUAAGUAUCAUGUCCAGUUCAUGCAUCAUUUUGUAAAUAGAUUUUGGAAGACUUAUUUCUACUUGAAUGGUAUAAUCUUCAUUUCCCCUGUUUUUCUUA